Alligator mississippiensis (American alligator) is the source of this 804-nucleotide messenger RNA. It is a transcript of the gene LSM1, whose product is annotated as LSM1 homolog, mRNA degradation associated. The transcript is spliced from 4 exons. The record is from RefSeq and is a predicted model, not a curated record. Bases 47 to 448 code for a protein of 133 amino acids. Lineage: Eukaryota; Metazoa; Chordata; Crocodylia; Alligatoridae. Gene Ontology annotation, cellular component: Lsm1-7-Pat1 complex; P-body. Gene Ontology annotation, molecular function: RNA cap binding. Gene Ontology annotation, biological process: deadenylation-dependent decapping of nuclear-transcribed mRNA.
CAGCGGUAGCGGCGCCUGCUGCGCGGGUGGGGCGGGGUAGGGCAGGAUGAACUACAUGCCGGGCACUGCCAGCCUCAUCCAGGACAUCGACAAAAAGCACUUGGUCCUGCUCCGCGAUGGUAGAACGCUGAUAGGAUACUUAAGAAGCAUCGACCAGUUUGCCAACUUAGUGUUACACCAGACUGUGGAGCGCAUCCACGUGGGCAAGAAGUAUGGGGAUAUUCCACGUGGCAUCUUUGUUGUGAGAGGAGAGAACGUCGUUCUCCUGGGGGAAAUAGACCUGGAGAAGGAAAGUGACACUCCUUUGCAGCAGGUUUCAAUAGAAGAGAUCCUGGAGGAGCAGCGGGUGGAACAGCAGGCCAAGCACGAGUCAGAGAAGUUAAAAGUGCAGGCACUGAAGGAACGGGGACUUUCCAUCCCACGGGCAGAUACCCUUGAUGAGUAUUAGGUGUUGUGCCCUAUGGACAGUCUCCAUGACUCAGAUCAAGCAGAGUGCUUUGUGUGCAGAUGGGGCCCUUGCAGCUCUGCUUUGAAAGUUGGCUCUUCAUUUUGAGCAUGUGUUUUCUGUAGCACAGAAACUGGUUAAAAAAAAAAUGCCUUGUUUUGUAAUCCUUAUUUCUGAAGCACAGACAUUCUGGUGGUGUCUGAAUGUGUGCUGACAAGGCUGUGUGCUCUGGAGGGCUUGAGAGCACGUGUUCAGGGAAACCUGGUGUUUUGUUCUGUUUUUGUUUUUAUUCUGUUUAUCUGUGACUCGAGGGUAUCUGCUCCUCAGCAUGUAAAUAAAACCUGGAUCGUGAUAAUAUA